AUGGAAAGUUUGCUACCAAGAAUGAGCAGUCUAUUCUCAUUUUCAGGGCCGAGUAAAUUUGGACCACAUUUGCUGAUCUGGACUUUCGUGUCUCCGCUGAAGCUGCUGAGCGCUCUGAACCCGGGCGCCAAGAAAGCGGCCGCACAAACCCUGGCAGCAGGGGGUCGAAGCUGGCGCUUUGGGAGAGCUGAGCCGGGCAGAGAUACGCUUGCGCGAUUCCACCAGGACACCGCGCGGCGUCGUGCGGAGUCGGCUGCUGACGCUGAUCUCCUCUGGAGAAUGCACUGUGACAUCAAUCUCGACAGCACCCUGGCGAUCUUAGCCCGUGGCCGCUCGAGAAGGUGGCUGCAGAUUGCAGUUGAUCGCUGGGAACGAAGAGGUCAGCGCAGAGCUUUUGCAAGGCAACGAACCCGUGUUCACCACCUCCUGGUGCCCAAGGGAUCCUGCGCAAAGCAAACAGUGUUUCCAAAAGUGCCAUGCCCCAGAGCGCUGUCAAGCAACUGCGAUCGCCAGAGGCCUUGGAGGAACGGCGCUUUCGUUUUAGUGUGCAGCGCCGUUGCAAAACCAUUUAGAUGGUCUCCGGAGUGA
Molecule: messenger RNA, 588 nt
Organism: Cladocopium goreaui
Lineage: Eukaryota; Dinophyceae; Suessiales; Symbiodiniaceae
Source: the annotation of a GenBank genome assembly